Molecule: messenger RNA, 1599 nt
Organism: Rhineura floridana
Lineage: Eukaryota; Metazoa; Chordata; Lepidosauria; Squamata; Rhineuridae
Gene: C1H8orf88
Product: chromosome 1 C8orf88 homolog
Exons: 6
Coding region: 168-581 (137 amino acids)
Biological process (GO): negative regulation of translational initiation
Cellular component (GO): cytoplasm
Molecular function (GO): eukaryotic initiation factor 4E binding
Source: RefSeq, a predicted model, not a curated record
UAGCUCCACCUACUUUUCAUAGGCCUCUCCAUCUCCCGCUUUCUGUCAAAGCGUGAAGGCGGUGACGGGUGUGUCUGUCUGUUGUGGUGUUAAGAACGGCAAAAGCUGCCGCUGCUUGACUCCUUGGCUCGAAGUUCGCGUAUGGCACCUCAAAGUGUUUAAAAAAAAUGGAGACAAAAGGAAUGAUUGGUAAGCCCCUCCAGCCAGCAAGACCUGCACGCCAUCUCUCUCCCCACGCAUCCUUUCCCGCAGUAUCAGCAACCACUUUCACUUUCCAGGCUAAGUUUCCAUGCAACACUCCUGUAUAUUUGCAUAAUGAAAUUAGUUCGAUGUGCAAGUCUAAUGGAAUGCUGGUGUUAAAUGAAAGUCUGAUUCCUACUCUAUCAGAGCAACAUAAACCUGAAAUCACAAAAGAGAGGAUAACAUAUAGUAGAGAUUUCCUCUUGAAGCUUUCAGAGGUUUCACUUGCCCAAAAGAAACCAGAAUUUCUUCCUGAUCACCCCAUUGUACUUGAAAAACCAUUGGUGUACCCAUCAGUUCAUAUCGGAAGUAAAGCUGUUUUCAACAGAAAAUUUAUGUGAAUCAACUUCAAGUUUUGUAUGACUUUGAACCGAUAGUUCAUUGUGCUUUUAUAGUUAUAAAGGAGAGAACUGCUAAAAUGAGGCAGAACCACUGUCACUUGUCAAAUUUGGAAAUGUUGCACAUAACAACAUACUGUCAUAGCUGUUGGUGUCCUAAGGACUGAAGUUCACUUUACCACUUUUGCUGCAACUGAUUAGAAAUGUGCAAUGGUGGGGAAGGCUUUUCUCAUUGAUGAGCUGCUAUAUACUACUGACUCCUCAUGGCUACAUACUGCAUACACCUUACAGUAAGCUAAUAGCCAACCAUCAUAUGGUAAAUGUUGCUCUUUCAUUACAUUACAUUCACCUUUAGUGAAUGUAAAAUAUAGCGUGUAUAUUAUAUGUGUACCUAAAAUAUUGACUAGUAUUUUUAAAAAAUACACAAAUUUCUGCCACUGAAAUCAUUGGGACUUAAAAGAACUUUCCUUUGAUUGGAUUUUGCCAUUUUUUCUAAUGUUAUAACAAUUUCUAAUGCAUUUCUUAAUAGUAGCGGUCUGUGUUAAUAAUUUUGUCUCUUGGCCUGGCCUUUUCCCUCUCUGCUCCCAUUUUUCACCUUAUCUUUUUCUAUACGAUAUCAUCUAAGAACUAGUUAACACAUUGAAUAUAAAAAAAAUGCACCUAGUAAAGUUUAGUUUUUCAUUUUCCAUCAAUCACUGUAACUCUUCCUAAAUAAUAAACUAGAUUGAUUAGGGUGGGGUGGAUUUUAAACUGUAGAUUUAAUUAUGUGACUGCAUGCUAUUGAUCUGUAAAGUCUAUGUAGUAAGGGAAGAUAAAGUAUACAGCAAAGGAAGAAAAUGGCGGGAAAAACUAUGAAAACACAGCUUUUCAAGAGUUAACGCUAUAAACAAUAUGGUCUUAUAACAUUAGAAAAGAGUAUUAUAUAAGCAGUGUAUUCCACUAAUCUUUCUGCUUGAUUUUGUUAUCAAACUAUAUUGAUUCAUUAGUAUACUACAUUAAUAAAAUACCAGUCGCCAAGUCA